Messenger RNA from Trichoderma aggressivum f. europaeum, 2547 nucleotides. RefSeq lists its product as uncharacterized. Gene Ontology annotation, molecular function: antiporter activity. Bases 1 to 2547 code for a protein of 848 amino acids. The record is from RefSeq and is a predicted model, not a curated record. Lineage: Eukaryota; Fungi; Ascomycota; Sordariomycetes; Hypocreales; Hypocreaceae. Gene Ontology annotation, cellular component: membrane. The transcript has 5 exons. Gene Ontology annotation, biological process: proton transmembrane transport.
AUGGCGACCGCGACGACAGCUUCGGCUGCGCCAACCUCGACCGUCCGGGUCGCGCCGCAAGGCGGUAUCCUGGAGGGCGCCAAUCCGUCCGUGUACGAUCCGAAGAACCCUCUCACAAUCUUCAUUAUCCAGGUCGGACUCAUCGUCAUCCUCUGCCAUAUUCUGCACUGGCCUCUGUCCAAGAUCCGUCAGCCCCGAGUCAUUGCCGAGGUCAUCGGAGGAAUCAUCCUUGGUCCCUCUGUAAUGGGCCAUAUCCCCGGUUUCAGAGACGCCAUCUUUCCUGCUGCUUCAAUCCCCAACCUCACUCUGGUCGCAAACCUGGGUCUUGUUCUCUACCUGUUCAUGAUUGGUCUCGAGACUGAUGUCCGAUUUCUGUUGAGCAACUGGCGUGUGGCCACCUCUGUCGCUUUUGCUGGAUUGGCCCUGCCCUUUGGCGUUGGCUGCGGUCUCGCCUGGGGUAUUUACAAUGCUUUUCGUGAUGACCCCGGCAUCAAGCCAAUUGACUUUAGCGUCUACAUGUUGUUCGUCGGUAUCGCGGUUGCCAUCACUGCUUUCCCGGUGCUUUGCCGUAUCCUGACCGAAUUGAAGCUGCUCGAUACCCCAGUUGGUGUUAUUACUCUGUCUGCUGGUGUUGCAAACGAUGUCGUCGGAUGGAUCCUGCUGGCUCUCUGCGUUGCUCUAGUCAACGCUGGCCAGGGACUUACUGCGCUGUGGAUUCUUCUCGUUGCCGUCGGCUAUGUCAUUCUCCUCGUUGUCAUUGUCAAACCCACCUUGCGAUUUGUGUUGCGGAAAACGAACAACUUGGAGAAUGGCCCAUCGCAAAGCGCCAUUGCCCUCAUCCUCCUCAUCGCUCUCACCUCCGCCUUCUUCACGGGAAUCAUUGGAAUUCAUCCCAUCUUUGGAGGAUUUGUUGUUGGUUUGGUCAUUCCACGUGAGCACGGCUUCAAUAUCCGCGUCAUUGAAAAGAUGGAAGAUCUCGUCGGUUCCAUUUUCCUGCCUCUUUACUUUACCCUCUCGGGUCUCAGCACCAAUCUGGGCCUCCUCAACAAUGGAACCGCUUGGGGCUAUGUCUUUGCUACUACCUUUGUUGCCCUCAUCACCAAGAUCAUUGGCGCGUCUCUUGCGGCUCGUCUGAAUGGUCUGGUCUGGAGAGAAUCAUUCUCCAUUGGUGUCCUGAUGAGUUGCAAAGGUCUUGUGGAACUUAUUGUUUUGAAUAUUGGUCUUCAAGCCCAGAUUCUUAGCGUCAGGACCUUUACCAUCUUUGUUGUCAUGGCUCUUCUCACCACCUUCUUCACAACCCCCGUCGUCUCCUUCCUUUACCCUCCUUGGUAUCAGAAGAAGAUUGCCGCCUGGAAGCGUGGCGAGAUCGAUUGGGAUACUGGUGCUCUGAUUACCCAAGUCAACGUCACACCUGGAUCAGAUGCGACCCCCGAGAGAGUUAGGCGGCUACUUGUUUACCUUAGGCUGGACAACAUGCCCGCGUUACUCAACCUUCUUUCGCUGUUUGGAAACUCUCACGCCAUAACCCCAACCGGAUCAUCCGAGGAAAGCUCAAAGAGAAAUUACGAGGACGCAAUGAAAGGCCCUGUCCGAGCUCAUGGUCUUCGACUCCUCGAAUUGACAGAUCGUGACUCUUCCGUCAUGACGGUGGCUCAGGUCGACGAAUACACCAGGCACGAUCCCGUUGUCAACAUCUUCCGCAGCGUCAGCCAGCUUCACAACAUCUCAGCCUCUGGAGAGGUUGCCAUUAUGCCAGAGGAUCGCUUUGCAGAGGCUCUGAUUUCCCGCUCAUCCAACAUGUCGUCAGAUCUCCUUCUCAUGCCAUGGACCGAGACGGGUAGCAUGGGAGAUGCGCAGAUUAUUGCCUCUGCAAAUGUCGAGGACAGGCUCGCAUCUACCUAUCUGUCGUUUGUCAGGUCGGUUCUCCGCUCCAUUGACCACAAUGUUGGCAUCUUCUUCACUCGAAGCCGAGACGACGUCAAGAACAAAGGCCAAGAACAGGCUAAUGCUCGCCGACAAUACUCGUAUGACGUCGCGAAACACGAGUUCCCGACUGCCCCCCUUGUUGCCCGCACUCAAAACAUCUUUUUCGUCUACUUUGGUGGACGCGAUGACAAUUUCGCUCUUCAACUGGUUAUACAACUGCUCGAGCGCGAGCGUGUAACUGCAACCAUCAUCAACGUUUCUGAGCUUUCUGAGAAGUCCGCAUCGGCAAGCGACAACAUUCUUGAUGCUGUCAUGGGCAAGCUUCCCCGUGAUACAGCUUCCCGGAUCAAGGUUGAGAAGUUUUCUGUUGCUCCCACGAUUGAAGAGCUGCUCAGCCAUGCCGACGCAGCUCCUGGCGCUACCGAGACAGAUGUCUCCAAUCCAACCUUGGUUGUAUUGAGCCGCAGUGGUGGAGUCAAGUUGGAUGAAGGAAAGCUUGCAAACAGGCCGAGAGAGGACGUGCAGAGCUGCUUGGGUACCCUUGCUUCCCACUUUGUUGCCAGCGGUGUGACGACAGAUCUGCUGGUUGUGCAGGCCAAGUUGGGCGCUGGUUCGUCAUGA